Pocillopora verrucosa is the source of this 5695-nucleotide messenger RNA. RefSeq names its product centrosomal protein of 162 kDa. NCBI's taxonomy places the organism in Eukaryota, Metazoa, Cnidaria, Anthozoa, Scleractinia, Pocilloporidae. The record is from RefSeq and is a predicted model, not a curated record. Gene Ontology annotation, cellular component: centriole; axonemal microtubule; centrosome. Gene Ontology annotation, biological process: cilium assembly.
AUCUCUGGUCUUUUAACUCCUAGCUUUUCCUUUCUUUAGAGCCAAAUCUCAUCCAAUACACUUCUACGUCAGACACAAGAAAGAAAUAUAAAUAUAAUAAGGAAAAAUGUCAGAUCGUUGGAAUAAAUUGCGAGAUCAAUUCAAGACAAAAAACAUUGAUUUGGACGCCGAGUUUGAGAAGUUCCUGAAUGAGUCCAUGUCUGAUGAAUCCUCCCUUGGCUCUCCUCGCAUGAAGACUCCUGAUCUGAAGGCAAAGCCUCGUGGACAGAUGCCAUGGUGGGCAGAGGAAGAAGAUGAUGAUGACAGGAAAAAAACUGAGGCUGUUCGACAAAGUUGGCUGAAACCAAAAACUUCCAAAUUGGGGGAAGGAAAGCCAGAGCUAGAGACAACAAAUAAUGAUACAACUGCGGCAGUUGCCACACCAGAAGCACAUCCUGAUAAAAGUGGUGGUACAGCAAUGUCUCGUGGAAGUUAUAUUGAUACCUCAGCUCUGUCCAUGAGUAAAGACAGCCUAGAAGAAGGUCUGGCAAAGUCCAUGGAAAAGAAAAAGCCCUCACAUGAGGAAAUACUGAAGAGGCUUGGAUCAGAAGACUUUGAGGACACUUUAAGCCACAGUGAUGAACCAAAAACAGGAGCAACUACUAGUCAAUCCUCUCCAGUUCCCCAAUCAUUUUCUGCCAAGCAUGCCAGCAUGGGACUGGACACCAUGAAUGAGGUAGCUGACAAAGAAAGAUUCUUUCAAGAUAUGGAGGGUGGCUCAUCAUCAGUAGAUUACAACAAGAAACUCAAAGAAAUAUCAACUUCUGAGUCAGCUGAUGUACAGAAUCAGUUUGACAAUGAACACCUGCAAGCAACAGGAGCUGAACUGGGUGACUCUAUAUUCAAUGUAACAGGAACUUCUGAUCAAAGAGACAAAGCUGUUGAAGAGGUAGAGAACGAUAAGUUGGGUGGUGAAGACUAUAGUGAUAACUUUGAAGAAGGAGAAGAAGAAGAAGAAGGAGAAGUAGACGAUGAACAUCCCGAUGAUAAUGACACUGAACAACCAGCAAGGCCUUCAGCUCCGGAGCCUGCUGAAGUAGCUAAACCGAGUAUGCUGUCCAAAGUUUCUUUGAUGGAAUCUUUAGAUUCUACUUUGGAAACCAAGAGACCUGCUGCAGCGCUGAAUCUUCUAUCACAACAAAACAAACCUCAAGUUGGUGUCUCUUCUGAAGGAUCGAAACAGAGCCCGACGUCCAAAAAUGAAAGGCAAGCAUCUUUGUUGAGGACCGGACCUGAUUACGAGGCGAGUGGAAGUACAAGAGACAUUCACGAGUUGCAAGCUGCGCUGCAAGCUGCCCAGCUUACUGUUACUGGCACAGGCUCCAAAUACUCAGGUAAUUUCGAUCUUCCAUCAUCUGAAGCAGCGAAACAGAGUACGGACCAGCCGGACGAACGGCAGAUUGUCAUCGAAAAAAACCAACAAGGGGAAACGCGUUCUCGGGGUUUCGACCUACAACCGGUUGUGGUGACGGAUGACUGGGUUUCCACUAAAGACGGUGGUGUCAUACCUAGCGAAGAAAAGCUAAGUUCUUUAAACGAAGAAGGAGGGUUUGGAUUGAAGCCUGUGCGGGCAAAAGACGAUCGUAAAGCGGGCAUUGAGUCUAGUGUCGAAUCAUCUGAUGGAGGAACACGCGUAGGAACUGUGUCAGGCACAGGGGAACAACGCGGUCUGGAUUUGGCUCCAGCGCUAGGCGGAUAUACCGAGGAAGGGCGAGGAUUUGAUUUGCAGCCUGUUGAUGAUGCAGCUGGCUUCAGUCUGCAGCCGUCACCACAGGCAAGAGGCUUCGACUUAUUGUCUGCUGUCGCUGCGUCGCCUGGGGUGACUGAAGGAGGGCGGGGGUUUGAUUUACAGCCAGAAAAAGAAGGGCGUAGUUUUAAUCUUCAGCCAUCAUCUAAGGCAAGGGGUCUAGACUUUAGCCCUGCGGCCAGCAGCUCGUAUGGAAAUACUCAGGAUGGGCGUGGAUAUGACCUGCAACCGGCAGAUGAAAGGAGUGGUUUCAGCCUACAGCCUGUCGUGAACUUAUUGCGAGCGGAAAAGGAAGUGCAAGAGGAUGAUGAUGAUGAUGACACUCCGCCCCCGGAGAGCUUGCAGAGUAUUAAGAGUAUAGCACGAGCAAGGAAAGGUGCAGGGGGGAAUAGCCUCAAGAAGAGCACCGAGACAAGUAUGUCGGGUAAGAAAGCGUCAAAGUUUAGCAAAGAAAAGCCCGGCAAGAAAACAGCGGUAGUAGAAAAAUCGCAGCACAAGAAGGAAAAGGGCAAAGCGUCUGGCAGUCAUGCAGACAAGAGCAGUCUUUUUAAGCCUUCUCCUUCAUCUGGUCCAUCCUGGUCUCCCACGCCCACUAUGAGAAGUAGUAAAACGAAGACCAAGAAAUCGUUUGGUGCAAGUAAAAAGCUGCUUGCUGAAAGUCCUGCUGCUUCAAAACCGACUAACACAAGUCCGUCAGCAAAAGAGCUGGCUGCUUCUGUUGAAUCAUUUGCAAACUACUUAAAACAUAUCGUCCGACCCGGAAAUGAAGACACUGAGCCACCACCAGCAAGGUGGUCCGAAGACGAGCCCGCCAAAUCGGUCUCGCGAACAUCCUUCCGGAGACUGUCCGACGAACACCGACUGUCCCGCGAAAGGGCAUUGCAGGCUGAGGUGGAGAAUUGGCAACUUGCAUGGAAGGACGAGAAGAAGAGGAACGACAAACUGAUUGCGGAUAUGGCGUCCCGCGAGAAGGAGUGGUCACGAAGAGAGGAGAGGUGCCGUCUUGAAUAUGAAAGUCAGAUUCACGAGCUCAAACAAGAGCUAUUUGUUAUGCAGUCAAAGUUUAACGAGACUGAGAAAGAGGCUGACUUGAGGAAAAGAGUAGCAGCUGGUGGAAGGUUAGAGGUUGCUUCUGAGGAGGAGAUGAAAAGGUUGGAGAAGGAGGUUCGGGAACAAGAACAACUUUUAACAGGAUAUCAACAAGAAAAUGAACGGCUUUAUAAAGAACUCAAACAAAUACAGGCCAAAGAGAAGGCGAGCGAGGCCAGGAUGUUCAGUGAAAACCAAAAGCUGGCAUCGGAACUCGCCAUCCUGAAAGAGAAGAUAGAACGACGAGAAAGCGGGGGACCUGGACCAGACUUGCCAGCUCCAGGCUCUGCCACACUAGGCGCGGAUAAAAUCUCCCAAUUGACAGUAGAGGUGAGGUCAUUACGGAGACGAGUGAGUGAGGUACAGGACGAGGCGGAUGAACUGAGACGAGCAAAGCAAGAGCUGGAAACACGAAUUAGAGGGAUAGAAAAUGAGAGAGAUGCUGCAGUGAAACAAAGCAGUCAAGUUUUAGGCUCAAACACAAGAGAAAUCGCCGAACUUGAAAGUCGACACGCAGCAGAGGUUGAACGCUUGCGCACUAAGCUCAAAUGGUAUGCUGAGACCCAGGCCCUUCUCGACCGUGAUGCAAUCACGCUGAAGAAGAAAGAGGAAGAAAUCAGCGAGCUUAAAGAAACUGUUGUCCGGUUACAGGCCCAACACGGCCAAACAGUGGCAGAGAAGAAACAAAGAGGAGUGGAGAGGGCUAAUGAUGCAAGGCGGAUUCAAGAUCUAGAGCGGCAGGUCCGUGAGAUGGAGGAGAUCAUCAAACGCCGAUAUCCAAACUCCCUACCUGCUCUUAUUUACGCUGCUGCCUCGGCACCAGGCCAAGCUCAGCCCUUGACGACCGAGUCACCUCGCAAACAUUCUCCGACUUACGCAUUCCUCGAGAACCGAGUGAAAAAGCUCGAGGCUGAACUUGAGGAUAAAGAUGAGGAAGCAAGUAAACGAAUACGAUGUGUCGAACAAAAGUACAAUGCGCUGAGAUUGGAGUAUGAAGAUAGAGUUAAAGACUUGGAGCAAGAUUUACAGCGCGCAAAUGAACGGAAUGAAACAGCUAGAUCAAAUACGCGCACUAAAAUUUUCGAAGAGGAGCUACAGAGGGCGCGUGAGGCGAAUGACGAGAAAGUUAAGCUGCUUCAGACUGAAAUAGAAGUCCUUCAGGACGCUCUGUCUAAAGCAACAACGGCUGAGGGUGGAAAGGCUACUCGUAGGAAGCGACUUGAGUUAGAGAAACGAGAGACUGACGAUGUAAGUCUCGCGAUUCAACCUCUUCAGGAAAAACUCGAAAAGAAGGAGUUGGAGUUGGAGGAUUUGAGGCAAACAUGUAAUCGAUUGCAGCGUGAGAGAGAACAGAUGCUUGCUACAGAAGGUCACUUAGUGGAUAGGUAUACGAGUCCCAAACCAGACCCUCUUGUUGAUGACUUAACACUAGAGAAUAAGCGCCUUAAGGAGCAGGUCUCGCACAUGUCUCUGGAUAUGGAUCAACAACGGGUUCGUCACCAGGCUUCUCUAGCGGAGAGCGAGCGAAGUACCCGGCUAGCUCGCGAGGAGGCAGCUGACCAGCUGGCAAGUGUGCAGGCUCAACACAAACGUGAGCUAGAUCAGCUUAAGGCCGGUUUUGCUGCAGAACACGGGUCUUCCAAAAUAGCUGAGCUGAAAAGUCAGCUAGCAGGUCAGGAGAUUGUUAUUCAGCGACUUAAGGUGAAGAUGGCUGAUACAACUGUCAAUGCAGAGACAAUAGCAGCGGCAAAGGUUCGUGAGGAGUCUCUUCAACAGCAGGUUGCUCAACUUCAAACAGAUCUGAGACGUGCUAAGAAGAUGUUUACACCCGAAAUGAACCACUUCGACUCACUAGAGACUAAAAUUGUAGCUCUUGAACAAAAGCAUUCUCAAAGAGAAGUGGACUUACAGAGGGUUAUAGAAAAAACACACCUUACGGCCAAGAUCGAGAAAGAAGAAACAGAGGCAAGAUGGAGACAGGUUGUACGUCAAAAAAAUCGGGAAAUCGAGAAAUUUAGAUUUGAACUUGACGGUAUUCUCGAAGUGCUUAGUGAAUUGAAACGCCAGGGAGUGGUCAUACCCUUCAGAAAUGGAGAAGGGUUUGCACCUUAAAGGAAGCCUUGUUUGUUUCCAAUACACCGUGAGCAGUCUGGGCCCCUGUGGGCCACAAUGCUAGUUCUUCACUGUUAAAAACGCUAGUGUGGUUAUGAAAUGACGGUGUGAGAGCUGUAGUUUCACUGCACUACACAAGCUCAAGGAGACCAAGUGUUGAUAAGGCUUUAUAAACGGAAAAUGUCACCAGCCUUGCGGCGGAACAAGAAAGGAAUGCGUGUCCAGCUGGUCACUUGCUGGUAUGGGUGAAAUACAAAAGGCUUGGAUAACUGAGUAACACAUCAGCGCGCCUUGUAGUACAGAUCGAUCUGUGGGCGACAAUGCAGCAGUUACCUUUCCACGUUCAUCGAUUGAUACAUCUCCCAGUGUACGCUCGAACUCAAUAUGUGCUAUCGACUUAUUCGAGGUUAUGGAGAAGUGAAAGGAAGCAACAAAGUCUAGAUCUGCUAUCAGUAACCCUUGGAAACGGUAGGAACUUUCCUUCCACUCAACAUGUUGAACUUCGCGCCAUUAGUCUGUCAAAAAGACCCUGUGUUUGCACUGAAAACGACAAGGGCUUGCCUCGAAAAAACAAUAAACAAAUCACCGCAACAAGAAGGACAAUAUUUUCGGAAAAGGAUAAACGAAAUAGUGGACUUCGUGUUGUGUUCAUUCCAUGACGAAAUUAAAGUAUAUUUCAGAUUGAAUCAUAAAAGGAAGAAUAAAAAC